Messenger RNA from Ostertagia ostertagi, 549 nucleotides. NCBI's taxonomy places the organism in Eukaryota, Metazoa, Nematoda, Chromadorea, Rhabditida, Trichostrongylidae. The record is from the annotation of a GenBank genome assembly.
AUGAAACUACUUAUACUCCUCCUCUUUGCUGCAACGGCGGCUCACGCAUGGAGGGAGCUCUUCCAUCCACCAUUCCUGAAGGGUCUCAGCCGGACUGCUCGAGACGAGUACUAUAAGAUCCUUUUCAACAAGUCAUUGACAAUCGCUGAGCAGAAGGAGCAGAUCAUGGCCUGGGCAAAGAAAUACAACAUUCAGGGACCAGUACAGACUUUCUUCGAUAAGAAGGCGAAGUUCACGGAAGAAAUGAUGCAGAAUUUCACGGCUCUUGUCAAUGAGUUGCCAAAAGCUGUCGCAAACCUGACCAAAAUAAUGGAGAACAAAAACCAGACGUUUUUAGGAAUGAUGAAGGCCGUACACGAGUUGAAGGCCAAAAAUCCAGCGGUUUACAGAAUUCUGAAGUUUGCCAUGGAAGAGUCUAUGCAUGAGCAUGGUGCACACGACCAUCCUUUUGGUCUACCUGAUCCACCAUUUCCACCACAUGAUGGUCCUCUACCUUGGCACGGAACCUGGGGCCAGCCUUGGGAGAGGAAACUGGAACGGCGGCCUUCC